Aphidius gifuensis is the source of this 1461-nucleotide messenger RNA. RefSeq lists its product as uncharacterized. The record is from RefSeq and is a predicted model, not a curated record. Lineage: Eukaryota; Metazoa; Arthropoda; Insecta; Hymenoptera; Braconidae. The coding region runs from base 811 to 1380 and encodes 189 amino acids. The transcript has 2 exons.
CACCUGUUACAAUAUAAUAAGUUAUUAUAUUAUUAAUAACAAUAUAGUCAAGAAAUGAAAAAUAGAGAAACGAUAUUAUAAUAAAGUUUAAAAAUAAAAUAAUUAUUAUUUAAAUCGUCAUUUGUAAUUGCAAUCUUCAGUCAAACUGAAAAAAAAAAUUAAAAUACAAGGCAAUAGAAGGCUUUUGUUUUUUUAUUAAUAUUAUAUAAACUUUCUAAAUAUUUCAAGUAUAUUUAGUUUUAACACUCCAUGACGACAGCAUAAUGUAUUAUCCUCAUAAUUUAUUAUUACUUUAUUAUUAUUUAUUUAACAGCCGACAAUUUUAUUUUUCCCUAAUGAUAAAAUUCUUAUAAAAAAAAAAAUAAUUGUAAUAAUUUAAAAAAAUAAUUAAACAUCAUUAAUAGCCAAUAAUUAUUUUACAUCCAAGAUCAACAUUCAGAAUACCUUGCAAUGACCAACAAGUAUUUUUCAAGUUCAAUGUCAAAUAAAUGUAACAGUUAAUUACAACAAAAUAACAUGCAAAAAUAUUAUUAAAUAAAAAUAAAUCUAAAGUUAAAAAAAACUGAAUAAAUCAUUGUUAUUUUGUUAUUUAUAUUAAUAAACAAUAACAUGAGUCAUUGUGAUAUUUUAAAAACAUUCACAGUCUAUCACGUGAUAGAAUAAUUAUUGGAAGUUUUUAAUUCGACACCAGUUUUCCUUGAAACUACAAAAGUGGUCCAUAAGAGUUUAUAAAUACAGCCACAAGUUCAUUAUUAUAUCUUCAACUUGAAAUUAAGCUAAUAAAAAAUUCUUUUGUUUAAAAAUAAAAAAAUGAAUACUCUAUUAAUUAAUUUAUUCAUUGGAUUAUUAAUAAUUAAAUCAUACUGUCAAGAUAUUAUAUUUCCAAGUGAUGAAGAAGUAACUCAUUUAAGUGGCAACAAAAUGCUCGAUACUGAUCGUAUACCAUUAUCAAAUCCAAUAGCAUGUCCAAAAAAUAUGCUACAAUAUCCAGGUGAUGGUGUUAAAAGUGUAUGGGUUUGUGAUUGUCGUCCAACAUAUUUAUAUUUUCCAUUGAAUGAUACAUGCCAUGAGGCAUUCAGGCAAGGACCAUGCAAAGUUGGUGAAUAUGUUGUUCUUCCAGCUGGUAAUGUUACGCCAAAAUGUCAAAAAAAUCCAUGUCAUCAUGAUGGAAUGGUACCUUAUAAUGGUACUUGUCAUAAUUUAAGAAUGACUGGUGGACCAUGUGGUGAUAAUGUACUUGGUGUUAAUGAAACAACUUAUCAACUUGAAUGUAUUACAACUGAUAUUGCACCAUUCAUUAUAAUUGAUGCACCAUUAAUUGACUCAUGUCCACCAGGUAGUCGAAGAAUUACCGUUGGUGAUUGUAAACCAGUACUUUAAUUAUUAUUUUUUUAAUACUUUUAUAACACUUUUAAUAAAUAAUGUUUUUCUUUUUUUGAAUAAAUUAACUGUUAAUUUAUU